This is a messenger RNA of Acanthamoeba castellanii str. Neff, 1008 nucleotides long. RefSeq names its product leucine rich repeat domain containing protein. Gene Ontology annotation, cellular component: plasma membrane. NCBI's taxonomy places the organism in Eukaryota, Discosea, Longamoebia, Acanthamoebidae. The transcript is spliced from 5 exons. Gene Ontology annotation, molecular function: protein binding; protein tyrosine/serine/threonine phosphatase activity. The record is from RefSeq and is a predicted model, not a curated record. Gene Ontology annotation, biological process: protein dephosphorylation. The coding region runs from base 1 to 1008 and encodes 335 amino acids.
AUGCCGCUCCUGACCCACUUGGACCUGUCCUGCAACCAGCUGACUAGCAUCGACGAGGGCCUCUGCAGUAGUCCCGCCCUGCGCGGCCUCGUCUGCCUCGACCUCCGCGGCAAUGCGCUCGCACGGCUGCCGUCGGACUUCAAAUGCCUCACGUCGCUCACCACGCUCAAUCUGGGCUCCAACGACCUGACGCACCUCGACGACGACCUCUUCGCCGGCAUGUCCGCGCUCGCCACACUCUCGCUGAGCAACAACCGGCUCGCACGCCUGCCGGCCUCCAUCACCGUUGCGCUCGGCGCGAGCCUGGCCUCGCUCUCGUGCAAUCAGAACCAGAUCGAGUGCCUCCCGCCGGGCUUCACGGCCUCGCUCGGCGGCGGCGGCUCGCUCAGGGUACUCCGCCUGGCCGGCAAUCGGCUGACGUCGCUGCCCGACGACUUUGGCGAGCGCGUGCUGCCGGGCCUGCACCACCUGGACCUCACCGACAACCCGGGCCUCGUGUCGCUGCCCUUCCUCGACCCGGCCGCCGAGUUCUCGUAUGUGUCGACCGGCGCGCAGAUCUUCACGUCGAUACCGCAGCGCGCCCUGGCGAACCUGUUCAUCGGCGACAUGACCGUGGGUGCCAACCGGGCCUCGCUGGAGCAUCACAACAUCACGCACGUGCUCAUGGCCCUGCAGAGCGAACCUCCGCCCUAUCCCGAGGCGUUCACGUACAAGGUGGUUGCGAUUGAUGACGACGAGGACACGAACCUGCUCGAACUGCUGCCGGAGUGCUGCGCCUUCAUCGAGGAGGGAAUGGCCCAGGGCGGCGUGCUAGUUCACUGCGCGACUGUGGUGCUGGCCUACAUGAUGCAGCGACUCGGCAUCUCGUUCCACGUGGCGCUCGAGCGGCUGCGCCGAGUUCGAUCCGUCGUCUCGCCCAACCGAGGCUUCGUCGAGCAGCUGAUGCGCUGGGAGGCCCAGUGCCGCCAAUCCGAGACUUCACCGCCCAGCAGCGGUCAACUGCCCUAA